This is a messenger RNA of Anopheles coustani, 3381 nucleotides long. RefSeq names its product toll-like receptor 2 type-1. The coding region runs from base 457 to 2034 and encodes 525 amino acids. NCBI's taxonomy places the organism in Eukaryota, Metazoa, Arthropoda, Insecta, Diptera, Culicidae. Gene Ontology annotation, molecular function: protein binding. The transcript has 6 exons. The record is from RefSeq and is a predicted model, not a curated record.
UGGAUGGCGGGGCACCGGAUGGAAAAUUGCCGUGCUCGUUUGUGAAAAGAAAUAGCUUACGUCUAGCUGAAAACUAGCCGCGGUGAAAUUAGGAAAACAUAAACAACUUUAUUCUGAAAAGGCGUAAACAGUGACGACAGCUCGCUCAGAGCGGUUGGUGGUGUAGUGGUGUAAAAAUAAACGAACAGAGAUUAGGAAAACGAAUAAUCUCCAAACGUCGGUGUAUUAUGACGUUGUGACCGUAUUAUGUGUUAAACGCUAAGAAAGUGAAUCCCUACACACCUACCAAGCCUUUGCUCCUAGUGGUUAUAAUUAUCGGUGAACUGAAGAAGUUCUCCGUGACCCGUUCACGAUAAGGCGAACGCCGGAAGAAUCUUUCUUCAGGCUGUUGUGUUUUGACUAUAAAGUCUUACGAUAGUGUGUUGAGCAGCAGCAGCAGCAGCAGAAACAGAGGCAAUGGACGAAAGAAAGAAAUCUCACCCCAACCCGAACCAUAGGAUGAAGCGUAGAUUGCCGAGGGACUACAUGGUCCCGAUGGUGCUGUUGGCGAUAGUCUUUCUUUGGACAUCGAGCUUUAGCACGGUACAUGCUAAGAAUUCGGCAGAAGAUGCGGAUGAAAUGUAUGGGGACGACUACGACGAUACGUACGAUGACGAAGAGGAUGAUACCGGAGGUUUAUUCUUCGGAUCCGAUGGUGGAGGUAAACACGGUGCUGACAGUGAUAAAUCGACGUCCACGACUACUGGAACGGCGAAGGCGUCAUCUACCACCACUGGCAGUCCUCCGGAAAUAAGUUUUGUUGAUAUGGAAGACCAAUCCAUGGAACACGAAGACGGCUAUGCGUGCCCGAAUGAGUGCAGCUGUUCGGAGAUGACAAAGUUUCUAAACUGUUCUCACCGCUCGCUGACCGACAUCCCGGCCGGCUUACCCGGCAACGUGCUUCGACUGGAUCUGAGUCAUAACAACCUGAAGCAACUGAAUGUGGAAGCGUUUCAGAACUGUACCGGCCUGCAGAUGCUGCUGCUUACUGGCAACGUGAUCGAGCAGUUCGAUAAAGAGUUGUUACUGAAGAUGGACCGAUUGGUGUUACUCGAUCUCUCCUCCAAUCAACUGGCCCAUCUGGAUAGUGACAGUUUUAGUGAGGUAGACAAAUCGCUGCGACGGCUUCACCUGAGUAACAAUCCAAUCGUGCUACCGGACAGUGGACCGUUUUUGGAGUUACCAGAGCUGGAAGAGCUGUACUUGGACAGCUGCAAUCUGACCGAGCUGCCAGACGAAACGUUCAGUGAACUGAGAGGACUCGCCCUGCUCGAUCUCUUCGGCAAUCAGUUCGAUGAGGAUAUGAGUGUUGACGUGUUCGAACCACUAAAUCAUUUGAUGAAAUUGAGACUACCAACGCUGUCGGAAAGCACGGUCCGGGAACUGUGUGAUAAAGUUCCACGGAUCGAUGUGAUUGACCUAACAGUGCACAACAUCAGCUGCUUCUAUCUCGCUUCAGACAGUUCGUUCGAGGAGAGCAUCUUAGUGGACGUACCGAAAACUCCGGAACCGAUCAGCACAACCAAAGAGCCCACAACGCCACGCCCGACAAGGAAAUCGCAGCACAAUAUUAACGAAAUCCGACAAGAGUACAAAUCGUCCACUUCCAAACUGCAAGCAUCUGAUUCGGUGCUGCAGACCACCACGGUACCAACACAGCGCAAUAAUUCCUCGCAGUCAGGAUCAUUCCCUUCGUCCGCGUCGAUCACACAUACCGGGGCCGCACCGGUGGACGACGACCAUGCAGUGGUCAAAACGUCUUCCACAGAGUCUAACGGGGAUGACGGGCAGCCAGCGUCACUACUGUCGUCGAUAUCGCCCGAAACAAUGAAGCAGCUUCUGAUGGCCAUCAUCGGCGCAACCGUACUGGCGUUGAUCGUCGGUGUGAUCUGCCGACGGACCGGCAUCAAGGCGAAAUUGUGCGGCACGAAGCGACGGCCUGCGCCAACCGAUCAGGUUCGUCCAGCGGAGGAGGUCCCGCUGAACAAGGUCUAAGACCGCGCGCUACGGUAAAGCGUGCUAGAAGCGAAAAGGGAGGAAAAAUGAUCGCUUUUUCCUCGUACGUUGACCGUGAGGAGUAGCUAGUUGACGUUUAAGAUCAGAUACAGGUCCCAAAAAGCAGUGCAGAAAAUGCGCUGUAAACUGGAAAGAAUUGUGCAAACGGAUGCCUAAGAGCACACUUGAUCAUAUUUUCUUCUCCCAGCAAACAACACGAUCAUGCUAUGUGAUAUUACUUAAAAAGUAUUAGGUAACAUCGUCUUGAGUAAGCUAUGUCGUCCUAAACACUCCAGGUUAGGGCAAUGUAAAGGGAAGGGGAAACGAACAUAUUGUGCCGCAGAACGAGCAGAAUAUUUUGAAAACCAAUUUGCCCCUCCUUUCUGGUAUUUCGCAUUUUGUCAAAAACCUUUUGUAAAUAUUUAGUAACACAACAUAUUUCCACACUAGAAAGUGGUCCAAACGAAGCCAUUGUAGUUUUCCGAAUGGAUACUCUUUUUUGACAACGGAUAGUUCCUCCCAGGAUUGCUGAAUACAAAAAAAGGUAUGUUUGUAUCGAACCGAAGCAAAGUAAUAAGUUAUAAUGUCCCUCCACUGCCCGGCACCAAUGUGCUCGUCGGCGAGUGUAACGAAAGAUAUUUCUUAAAUUUAGCGAGAGCGCGUAAAAGCUCCUAGUUUCAAUGCUGAUUCAUAAACGGAACUGGUAGCAGAUAAAUUAACACAAUGGCAAAAAUGAGGUAUCUUUCGUACGAGAGAGACUAAUAUACUUCAAAUAGUGUAUACCUUAUACUCAACAGAGACAAUGAGUAAACGAACCAAAUAGUGUGUGGCAAGGGCGCAUUUUGUAAUCGUAGUCAAGUAGAAAUGGCUAGUAGAAGAGCAGCAAAGCAUAUAUGAAAAACGCAUUAACAUUCUUAAUAAUAGAGAUAAGCCACACAUUUAGAUUGCCUAUUUUUUACGUCCCGUCAAAGUAUAGAAAAAAAACGUUGAAAAAAUUUCACCAACAAGCACUUCAUGUAUUUUUGGUAACAUUUUCCGUUUGUCUUAGACGUUUGCUUACCGCGUUAGGUUUAUUUGUUUUGUUAAGCAAGGAAGAAAACACAACAAACAAUCAGUAGCAAACUGAACAUUGUUGUAAUGGUAGGUGGAAUUAGAUUUUCGUUUAUCGUGGUGUUCAUAGUAAAGAUUAGUUUUUAAAGUGGUUAAGGUUGCGUUUAUGUUGUACGAGAAUGGCCCUAAUGUUUUGUCUUGCUUUAAAGUACCAUGUAAACGAUGCACUAAUGCAACAGAGAAAAUUUUCUAUGUAUGCAUUACAAAUACACAUCCAAAUUCAACAAACGCCAUAGU